AUGCUGCUUGACGUUGGUCAUACUUGUCAUCCAAUCGAGCCAUAUGUUCCACCACCGAAAGUACUUCGAUGCUAUAUUUGUCAACAGUAUGAUGAUCACACAGCAGCACACUGUCCUAAUAAAGAUAAACCAAUUUGUUUCAAAUGUGGUCAACAGCAUCAGUACAAUCCUGAAUGUCAAAAUAGAAUCUGUUGCGUUCACUGCAAAGGUGAUCACAUGGCUGGUAAUCCUAAUUGUCCAAAGAAAAUCGAUACUCGUGAUUUGAAAAAAUCACAGGUAAAACCAUCAUCAUCAAUAACCCAUUUAUCGAAUAGAAAUAGAUGA
Messenger RNA from Rotaria sp. Silwood2, 324 nucleotides. Lineage: Eukaryota; Metazoa; Rotifera; Eurotatoria; Philodinida; Philodinidae. The record is from the annotation of a GenBank genome assembly.